AUGUCGCUGCGAAAGAGUAGCGCACAGCGGCGGCUGGGCACGCCAGUGUCACCCUUUAGCCCGGGCAAGGGUUUUCGGCCCAACAACGACAAGCUCGAAAAGGAGGCGCGUCGUCGCUCCGUGGCUCGGGAUCUGGCCGAGAAGCAGUUCUUGGCCAGCCCAUAUCGCUCCCCGCGCGUCGUCUCCUCAAAGUCGUCCAGCAAAGCACCUGGAAACCGCAGUGAUGAGAACGUGCCCUCGGACAUCACAGACAUCUACGCCAACUGCAUCAAGCUGUGCACUGAAAACAAAGUCAACCAGAAAAACACUUGGCAGUUGCCUCUGAUUGACUACAUGAAUGAUGUGAUGCAGACGCGCCACGGCGAGAUGACCAACUUUCAGAUUGCUAGCUGCACCCUGGACGCUAGUGUCAAGAUUUACUCUUACCGUAUCGACUCCAUCCACAGUGAGGCCUACAAGGUUCUCGGUGGUAUUGCUCGCGGCGAGACUCGCGGUGACGAUGACGAGGAGGAUGCCGACCUCGAGGAUGGCCAAGGUGGCGAGGAGGGCGAAAACGCCAAAAAGCGCCGCAAGAAGCGGGCCACCAACACGCUCGAGAAAAACCCCCAGGUCCUCAACGUCAAGAAGUUUGACCUGGCCUUUGAUGUAGACCCGCUUUUCAAGCACAUGUCGGCCGCUUUUGAUGAAGGCGGUGCCCGUGGCCUUUUGCUCAAUCACCUCAACACGCGCGACGAUGGCGCCCUCCUGUUUGACUCUCAUGAUACGGCUCAGCCAGAGGCCACCGACCCCGUAGUGGCAGCGACUGAAGCCGCCGUGGACGAGCUCCUGUUGGCCUCGGAGGAAAUGCUGGCCAAUCUGGAAGGCAAGGCCAUUUGCCCGAGCUUGGGUGGCUUCAACUUUGUUGGAUGGGAGCCGUCCGAUGACCUAGACACCAGCAAUGUGUCAACCUCCGCUUUGGUACAAGCCCAGGCGCGUGCAGGCCCUGCCGUGGCAGACCUCAGUCUGAACAUGGAUGUUGAGGGCGGCUUUGGCAACCUGGACUCGGACGAUGACGUUGAGUUUGAUCAGUAUGAACAACAACUCGGCGCCUACGACGAGGAUGGUUUGGCUGUCAGUGCCGACUCCCCCCAGCCCCAUGGAGGCAUGGCCCGUGCCCUCAAGCUGUCACUCGACAUUAACAACGACUACUCUUACUUUUCCGAGGAGCAGCUCAAGAACUGGGCAGGCCCUUCACAUUGGCGCCCACGUGUCGCUGCUGGCGCCAUCAAGGGCGCCAAGCCCAAAGCUACCAAAAAGAAGGAGCGCUUCUACAUUGACUUUACCGAGGAGGAGCCCAAUUGGAAGACUGCCUUUGCAAAGGGCAAGGCGUCGACCAUGUUGUCGGCAACGACGCUGAAGAAAAAGACCGAGGACGAGCUGUUGCUACCCGAGGACAAGCACUUUAAACUCGACUUUUUCCAGCGCUUGUUUGGCAAGCCCAACACCCUGGUCAAACCCGUGGCGGCUGCCAGUGCCGCUUGUUUGGCCGACGCAGCCGGUGGGGACAAUUGGUACGACUACAACAACCCCAAUGACAUGAACAACUUCUGCGGCGCUGGAGUUGACGGAGGCGACCUUGUCAAUGCCGGCUUGGGUGGCGUGGCCGACGACGAUGACGAUGACGACGUGGAUCUUGGCGACUUUGCACCGGCAGGGGAUGCUGAGCCGUUUGCGUUUGGCGAGAACACGUUGUUGGAUGACACCAUGAUGCCGUUGAACCAGACGCGCAUGAUGGGCACCAAUGGCCUCACACUGAUUGACCAGCCCAACAAGGUGGGCAAGAUUGCCAUCGAUUACGCCAAGCAAGCCAAGCGCGUCAACGUCAAGGCGUUGAAACGUUCCAUCUGGACCCAACUGACGGAUGGAACGGAGACGCCAACGCCAUUGGAAACGCCCGUGGCCACUGGCGCCCCGCUCACCGACCUCAGCCGUCACCAUGCACUUUCGGAGCUUGUUUCUGACGUUCCCCAGACGUUACCCUCCAAGACCGCUUCCAACCUGUCGGUGCCCAUCAUGUUUGUGUGCUUGCUGCAUUUGGCCAACGAGAAGCACCUCAAGCUCAGCACGGGAGACAUGAUGCAGGAUUUGCACAUUGCCCAGGCUUAA
Molecule: messenger RNA, 2145 nt
Organism: Monosiga brevicollis MX1
Lineage: Eukaryota; Choanoflagellata; Craspedida; Salpingoecidae
Exons: 11
Coding region: 1-2145 (714 amino acids)
Biological process (GO): mitotic chromosome condensation
Cellular component (GO): condensin complex
Molecular function (GO): chromatin binding
Source: RefSeq, a predicted model, not a curated record